Messenger RNA from Rhodofomes roseus, 804 nucleotides. RefSeq lists its product as uncharacterized. Bases 1 to 804 code for a protein of 267 amino acids. The record is from RefSeq and is a predicted model, not a curated record. The transcript is spliced from 4 exons. NCBI's taxonomy places the organism in Eukaryota, Fungi, Basidiomycota, Agaricomycetes, Polyporales, Fomitopsidaceae.
AUGCGACGCCGUGACGACGACGAGCUGCCUGAAUACGAGAUGGAAACCAUAGACGGCAAGACCCUGGCUUGCUACAUUCCUAGCGCAGUCGGAAAGACGUUCGAGAUUUUCUUUCGUGGCGACACGCGAGAGGACAUCUAUGGCACCGCCGUGUUGUGCUUUAUCGAUGGCCGGUGCGCCGAAGGCAUUCAUUUCCUGCCCACUGUGAUAGCACGUACUUUUUGGGGCGUACAGAGACCAGACUCACGGACCAUCACCGUUGACCUGCUGAGCUACUGCCCAGACGAUGACUCCAACAGCGUCGCCUUAGAGCCUCAUCCAGACUUGGGUACUGUGGUAGUGAAGCUUGCCUACGUGACCUCCCGGGGCGUCACAGGGCCGUUUCGGAAAAUCGCAGAAGAGUUCAAGCCCGGGAUGGUGCAUGAGAGGAGCAAAAAAUGGGUCUGCAAUGCAUUUCAGUUUCUUCAAGCCGAGAACAUGAUGCCUCUGGAUGAAAGAGCAGCCAGCGAUGCUUCGGAUCAAGCACCCACAGAAUCCAUGCGUCAACCCGUCCGGCCGCCUCAGAACGAACUCGAAGCAGGUGCAAGCCGGGAAAUGACAAGGGAAGCCACUCCUGGUUCAACGACAUUCCCGAAAGAAGAGGAAGAGGACAAGCCUACGAUCGCUCAGUCCGCUGGUCACGAAGACGUCGAUGAGCUCCAGAAGGAGCUCGACUCAGCGCAAGAACGUGUACAGUCACUCCAGAGCAGGCUACAGGCGAUCAAGGCAUCUGGAUCAUCUUUGAGGGUCAAGAGAGAACAGUAA